This is a messenger RNA of Alosa sapidissima (American shad), 4045 nucleotides long. RefSeq names its product protogenin homolog b (Gallus gallus) (gene prtgb). Gene Ontology annotation, cellular component: axon; plasma membrane. The record is from RefSeq and is a predicted model, not a curated record. Lineage: Eukaryota; Metazoa; Chordata; Actinopteri; Clupeiformes; Clupeidae. Gene Ontology annotation, molecular function: protein binding. The transcript is spliced from 19 exons. The coding region runs from base 68 to 3778 and encodes 1236 amino acids. Gene Ontology annotation, biological process: axon guidance; cell-cell adhesion.
GGAGUAUACACGCCGCGCUGCGGGAAGCGGCGUCCGAGCCAAGAUAAUGAACGAACCUCUUGAAUAAAUGGCGUUUAUCAAAAGGGAAUUAAUCCAGCGUAUGCUGUUUUUAUCUUUAUUUCUGCCUUUGACAGGUGUUUUGUGUUUUAGUGAGCUGUCAUUUGUGACGGAGCCCUGUGACGUGGCGGCCGUGCAGAACGCACGUGUUGUUCUGGACUGCCAGGCCCAAGGAGAGCCUCCCAUCGACAUCAGGUGGCUGAGGAACCGUGUGCUAGUUCGGGAGAGUGAGCAGGUCCGGCUCCUGGCCAACGGGUCGCUGCUCAUCUCCAGGGUGGAGGGACGGAGACGAGGACUCUCAGACGAAGGCUUCUACCACUGCCUGGCCAGGAACAAAUAUGGAGCCAUCCUCAGCCAAAGAGCACAACUCACAAUCGCAAGUGUCCCCUCCUUCGUGACGCAGCCUGCUCCCGUGACAGUGAGGGAGGGAGCAGUGGCCAGACUCACCUGUGAUGUCAUCAGCAGCCCCCCCGCCACCGUCACCUGGAAGCUCAACCAAAGAAUGCUACCGGCCGAGCCGGACAGAAUCACCGUCCUGCCUAACGGAGCACUUCAGAUCAGUGACGUGAGACCAGAGGAUGCUGGGAAUUACCGUUGCCUGGCGACCAAUAUCGCCGGCAGGCUUCUAAGUGAUGAGGCCACCCUUUCCGUCCGCUCAGGUGAAGGUCCAGGCCCCAGAGCUGUGGUUGGGCCUGAGAUCGUUGUGGCUCCACAGAACAUCUCAGCUCCACAGCACCGCACUGCUGUCCUGGAGUGUGUCGCCUAUGGCAACCCGCGGCCCCUGGUGUCAUGGAGUAGGGCGGACUCCACGCCCAUUGAUGUGUUCAACGCCCGCGUGCACGGCAACGGCAACCUGGUGAUCUCUGAUGUGCAGCCUCGCCACAGUGGCGUCUACCUAUGCAGAGCCACCACCCCCCGAACGCGCAACUUCACCUCUGCCGCCGCCAACCUCACCGUGCUCAUGCCCCCCUCCCUGGUGGAGCGCCCAGAGAGCCAGACCCACCCCCGUGCUGGCACUGCCCGCUUCACCUGCCGCGCGGAGGGGGUGCCCCACCCACGCAUCACCUGGCUCAAGAACGGCCAGGAGCUGCACUCCAACGGCAGGGUGAAGAUGUACAACAGCGGCAGUAAGCUGGUGAUCACCCAGAUCACGCCUGAGGACGACGCCAUGUACCAGUGUGUGGCCGAGAACUCGCAGGGUUCGCUGCUGGCAGUGGCACGGCUGGUUGUGGUCAUGUCGGAGGACCGUCCAAGCGCGCCCAGGAAUGUGCGGGCCGAGACCAUCUCCAGCUCAGCCAUCUUGCUGGCCUGGGAACGGCCACAGUACAACGCAGACAAAGUCAUUGCCUACUCCGUGCACUACACGAAGGUCGAGGGUCUGAAUAACGAGGAGUACCAGGCGGUCAUCGGUAACGACACCACCAGCUACAUUGUGGACGAGCUGGAGGCAGCAGGCAACUACAGCUUUUACAUCGUGGCCUACAUGCCCAUGGGCGCCAGCCGCAUGUCCGAGCCUGUCUGCCGACACACCCUGGAGGACGUUCCCUUGCGUACUCCGGAGCUGAGUCUGACGAGCCUGAGCCCCACUGACACCCUGGUGUCAUGGCGACCGCUGUCGGUGAAGGUGAGCCGCGGCUGCAUUCUGUCGUACCGGCUGUCCUUCCGCACUGCGCCGGACGAUCAGGUGACGGUGCUGGAAUUGCCGGGAGACAACGUGACUCAGCACCUGCUGCAGGAUCUCCAGCCGGACACCAUCUACCUGGUGCGCAUCGCCGCGGCAACCCGAGUAGGCUGGAGCCAGCCAUCCGCCUGGAGCUCCCACCGAACACCCAAGACCUCCAGCUCCACAGUUCCCCUGGCUCCAGUACUCCAGCUGCACUCCAUCAACUGCACCUCCAUCUCUGUGCGCUGGCACCCAUCUCCUGGCAGUGCUGUUGCCCUGGGUUACCGCCUCUUCUACCAUGAGGAGGGUCAGCCAGAAGGAGGCAGCCACCAGCUCCCAGCCGAGGACCAGCAAUACACCAUCACAGGCCUGGGCCCGAGAGAGAAGUACCAUGUGAAGCUGCUUGCCUUCAGUCAGAAUGGAGAUGGUUACCAGGCCGACCAGACGGUCAGCACACCAGGAUGCCCAUCUGCCCCUACACGCCGUGUGGCCACUGUCCCGCCCCCAGACCAUCUGACGGCCCAAUCCCAUAAUUCCUCAGGAGUGCUGCUGCGCUGGCGGCGCCCAGCGUUCGCGUCGGUCCGGCUGCUGAACUACACAGUCCGCGUCAGCCCCGUGGGCCCCCAGAACGCCUCCACGGUCCACUAUACACACACUAGCAACCAGAGUCUGCUGGUCUCCGGUCUGAAGCCCAACACGCGCUAUGAGUUUGCCGUCCGUCUUCACCUGGACCAAGGGUCCAGUUCCUGGAGCCCUGCGGUCUACCAGAAGACACUGCCCGCAGCGCCCCAGCACCCGCCGGAGUCCAUCCGAGUGCUGCUGAUCGAGGAGCGGACAGCGCUGGUGUCGUGGAGAGAGCCGGAGCAGGAGGGGGUGGUGGUGGGUCACUACACCCUCCUCUACGCAUCACACGCCGCCUGGCUAGCCGGGGAGUGGCAGAUCCUACAGCGGGAGGGAACCAACACGAUGGCUCUGUUAGAGAACCUGGAGCCAGGGAACAUCUACCUCAUCAAGAUCUCAGCAUCCAAUCAGGUUGGAGACGGACCCUUCUCCAGCGCCGUGGAACUGUCUGUACCGAGCCACCAGGGGAAGAUGCCCAGACACACACACGCUCGCUCAAAGCCCACAGACUUGUCUGAUGGCCUCUACAGCAUUGACCAGCGCUCCAUGACAGGGAUCGUUGCUGGCGUGUGUAUCGCGUUGGCCUGCAUCGUCCUGUGUGUCUUCAUCCUGAUUAUCAAGAGCAGGGUCAGGAAGUCUGCACUCGAUAAACCUGCAAGGCGGCACUCUGGAGACACUGUGAUCUCACCUGCUGAUGGACAGCCAGAGAGUGCGGAGGUUCUGGUCCCUAUGAUGGGGAACCAUUUCAUCGACUCAAAGGGGGGGACUAAUCUGGUGAUAAACGCAGCGGGUCCAGUCAUCACUGUGGGUCAGAGCAAGGGCAGGAAGUGGAGCUUCUUCAUUAAAGAACAGAAUCAUCGAUCCAGGAAGGAGAAGCCUCACACGCGUGGGUGUGUGUACAAGGCAGGGACAACCUUGUUGAGGUACGAGGAGGAGCUGACGGUGGCCAAUCAGCAGCCUGUGUGUCUACGCCUGUCCUGUGGCCCGCUGGGAGACUCCGAGAGCUCGCACACCAGUGACGGCAGCCGCGAGACUGGAGACUCCGGACACUACUCCCACGAGGAGAGCAGUGAGUCGGCCGACACCUCACCGCCAGGCCCAGGAGCGCAAGAACAACAGGAGUGUCUGACGGAGGAGAUGUCUGGCGAGUGUGUGUCGGAGGAGUUGUCUGGCGAGUCUUUGUCGGAAGAGAUGUCUGGCGUGUGUGUGUCGAAGGAGAUGUCUGGCGUGUGUGUGUCGGAGGAGAUGUCUGGCGUGUGUGUGUCGGAGGAGAUGUCUGGCGUGUGUGUGUCGAAGGAGAUGUGCUGUACCGUGUCUAUGGACAGCACUGAGGGGACUAGCUGCGCCUCCACAGUCUUCCAGCAGAGGGCAGUGGUGGUGCAUGCAGGGAGCUCCUGCCACGGCCCCCCUCCCUCGACUCCUCCCCAGCACUGCUAGCCCUGCAGAUGGCACUGUGGUCCACUCUAAGACUGCAGGGGGCAGUCUUCCACAGUGCUGCUAGCCCCUGCUGGGCUCAAUCUAACCUCAGGAAAUGGCCACUCGUUAGUGGGUGGUGGGUUCAUGUAGCUUUAGACCCUCCCCAGGGGUCAGUCCACUUUAUUUCACCUCAUGGGGUGCCUUCGUCUCUCUGCCUCUCCUCCUCUUCCUCCCCACACUUGCCUAAUCUCCUCCUCCUCCUCCUCCUCAUCUACCUCUACACUUCUC